Messenger RNA from Syngnathus typhle (broad-nosed pipefish), 5139 nucleotides. RefSeq names its product synaptotagmin-like 5 (gene sytl5). The record is from RefSeq and is a predicted model, not a curated record. Lineage: Eukaryota; Metazoa; Chordata; Actinopteri; Syngnathiformes; Syngnathidae. Bases 299 to 2545 code for a protein of 748 amino acids. Gene Ontology annotation, molecular function: neurexin family protein binding; small GTPase binding; phospholipid binding. Gene Ontology annotation, biological process: intracellular protein transport; exocytosis. Gene Ontology annotation, cellular component: exocytic vesicle; plasma membrane. The transcript is spliced from 16 exons.
UGCCAGUGAACGUGUACUCUCGCAGUGCGCGCUGAGAAGACAAAACCCCCCACACGGUCAGCGACACCGGGACGAUUCGAAUCGUCCCCCGGCCCACGAAGAUUUCGUGCCGGCUUCUCUCUCCAACCCCUGGCCGUCCCUUCCAGGUUUCAUUUACAGACAAGCUGUGUGAAGCUUCAAGGAUGCUGAUGCCUGUGAUGGAAACAAAAGCGUGUGGUGAAUUAAAAGUCGGCGUCUAUUUCCGUACGGCUUCCCCGCUCGGUUGAUUCCACCGGCUGCGUGUAGACCCGAGUCAGCGAUGGAUGUGGCCGACGACCUGAACCUCUCCUUUCUGCUGGAGCACGAGCGAGAUAGCAUCCUGAGGGUGCUGCAAAAGGACGAGAAGCUGAGGAAGCGAGAGGAGAAGAGGAUACGGAAGUUGAAGAACGAGCUGCUGGAGAUCAAACGUACAGGCUCCCGUCAAUCACGUGAGUCGGCGGAGCGUCAGUGCGCCCGCUGCGUCAAAACGCUGGGCCUAAUCUUCGACCGCGGCGAGCUAUGCGACGAGUGCCAGCAACGCGUGUGCUAUGCGUGCCGAGUUUCAACUCCAAAGCAAAGCCAGUGGAGGUGUAACGUAUGUGCUAAGAUCUCGGAGUUGAAGGUGGUGACGGGCGAGUGGUUCCUGGAGGAGCGAUCAAAGCGCUUUGAGCACAAACUGUUGAGCAGUGACGUGGUUAAGCAAACAAUCCUGAGCAGCUCGGCGGCCACAGAGGAUAGAAAGUCCCAGGAGAACCUGGCACUCCGUCCUGAGACGGGAAGGGCAGAUACACCAAAAUCCAGCAAGAGUUCCAAACAUCUUAUUGAAGGAAUGAGGAAGAGAGGGAGGACGAGGAUGGACAAAGUGGGCAGCAGACCCUUGAGGUCAGAAAACGGCAUCGGCGGCCUCAACAUCAAAUCUGCUUCAGACGGAGACGCUCACAGCGUGCGAAGCGUUUACUCCGCUCCAAGUUAUCUUUCAAGCAGCAAAGAUACACCUGCAGUACUCAACGAUCGACGAUCCAAAACUCUUGACAAAAACUCCCCCGCCAGCAGCAACCGGAGGGUCAGGGUUAGCCAACGCAUCACACGCACACAACCAUGGCACUAUACUGAUUCGUUUCAUUUCAAGGCUUCCUUGUUUGCAUGUAGCCUGACGGAGCAGAAAGUGUUUCCAACUUCCACUCCAGCGGCAGCGCGCCCGAGAAGAAAGCCGCGGGAAAUCAUGGCUACGGCACUCCGACCAUUUCCGUGUCCCAGGCUUCGGUAUCAUCGGGUCGAUCACAGUCGCUCCGAGAUGGACCUUUCCACCGCAGGUUCAGAAAUCAGUGACGACACCAUGAGCCUCAGAAGCCGCUCUGUGCCUGGUCUCAAUGGGACGGAGUUCUCCGACCAGGACGCAGAGGAAGACAUCGACGCCCUGAUGUCAGCCCACAGUCAGACAGCAGGACGCCACCUCAGCAAUGCCGUGUCCACGAGUAGCAUCAGCAGUAUGAUGAGCAUGUACAGCGAGACGGGUGACUAUGGCAACGCCCGCGUCAGUGGCGAGAUCCUGUUGAACAUCAGCUACAACUACAAAACGGGCGCUCUCAAUGUUCUGGUCAAAGAGUGCCACAACCUGGCUACAGGGGACGAGAGGAGGCAACGCACUGAUGCUUAUGUGAAGACGUACCUGCUGCCGGACAUGUCCCGCCAAAGCAAGAGGAAGACAGGCAUCAAAGCCAAGACCAUCAAUCCCGUUUUUAACGAGAACCUGAGGUAUGUGAUCAGCCACUCGCAGCUGGAAACGCGUACCUUGCAAGUGUCGGUGUGGCACCACGACCGAUUUGGACACAACAGCUUCCUGGGAGAAGUAGAGUUGACUUUUGACUCCUGGGAGUUCGAUUCCCAAAUAGAUGAGUGGUUCAGUCUGCAGCCCAAGCUGGAGAGCAGCAUCGAUGCUACCAUGCAGUACAAGGGAGAACUGACUGUGGUGCUGAAGUAUAUUCCUGCAGAGAAAAAUCUCAUGUUGCCUCUGGACCAAGUACAAGUUAAGAAAGGCUUCCUGAAAGGCAAGAAGAAGAGCACCUUCACGCCACCCAAAGGGGGCAUGGUUGAGCUGCUAGUCAAGGGAGCCAAAAAUUUAACUGCUGUCAAGUCUGGAGGAACGUCUGAUCCUUUUGUCAAAGGUUACCUGCUCCCGGACAGCCAAAAGUCCACCAAGCACAAGACAGCGGUGGAGCGUCGGACGGUGAACCCGCAUUGGAAUCACACUUUCACAUACUGCGGUUUGCAGCCAGGAGACCUCAACAAUGUGUGUCUGGAGCUCACCGUGUGGGACAAGGAGGCCCUGGCCAGCAAUAUCUUCCUGGGCGGAGUCAGGCUGGGGGCCGGGACAGGCACAAGUUACGGGAACGAAGUGGACUGGAUGGACUCGUUUGGGGAGGAGCAGCGGCUGUGGCAGCGCAUGAUUGAAAAUCCCGAAGUCCCCCAGGAGUGUACGCUCAUGCUGAGGUCCAGCAUGCGCAAACGCACCACAUACACCGCAUGAGCCCGAAUGGAUUACAAACACAAGACGUGUUUCCACCAAGUAGUACAGUACAGCUUGGAACAAUAAAACCCCAUCUGGCUUGUAAUCGGACCAUGUUCCACAACUCGGUUUUGUCUCAGACUCCAACUUGAGAGUCUCUCACGCAGAGAUGUUGCGAAAUUUUUGCACAGAACCUGCGGAAGGCGGGAACUGCCGCAUCUGUGGGAAAAAAAGUCAUGCAAAAACAAAAUGAUCAGCCAAUAGAAGAGAAAAGAAGAAUUGCUUGGCAAGCUUGGGUUGUCUGGAAAGGAGGGCUGGAUUUGUCAUCAUUGUGGAGCCUCAUUUUAUAUACUUGGCAAUUUGUUUUUAGCAGGAUUGUUAAUACAAUUCUCUGUAGUGUCAAAAGACAAUUUAUUCCUCUUUGCGGGAAUUUUUUUAGCUAUCCUCAAAAACCUCAAGUGGUGUCUUAAAAGUAGUGUAUUUACUGUAUACUACCAUUGUAGCAUGUCGGGGGAUGUAUUUGUCACAACGACAAAUUACAUUUAUAUUUUUGGUGUUUCUUAUUGUAAAUUAAAACCUCGUUCUAAAAUCUUGUUAGAAUAUUACAAUUUUAAAGAGAAUGAAUGCUUGCUAGCAAAGACCGAAAAAAGUAUUUUGCCGAUAUUUACUCUUAGUUUGUUUUUUGUAGUGUAGACGUGUCACAAUGUCCGCACACAUUUGUGCAUCAGAGCUCACUAACCAGAAGGAAACUGAGACUUACCCAAAUUUGCUUUUUUAUACAGGAUCCAGCGAAAGUGGGAUUAUUGCAACAAUUAUGUACAAUUGGGCACAACACCAGGCAAUCAGAUCACAUCAGCACAAUAGCAGCAGAGUGGUAUUUUACUACUAUUAUACUAUUUUACUUUCACACAGGGACUUGCAGGAAGAAGUCCACAGUCCUGGGAAACCUUAUGUGAAACAUGAACAAAAAACCACUAUUUUGGUAUGCAUCACUUGUAAGAGUGCAAACCCUAAAAAUACAUAACCCUUCUAAUUGUACUGCUUGGUGGAAAUGGGCCAAAAGAACGACGUUACAAGAAACUAGCGCAUCUCUUUCCAGUGUCACUCUUUCUCCCCAGUGCGGAACAACCGGUCAUGCCUUACGCUCGGAUCUAACCCACUGCGCUUUUUAAAAAACUUCCAAACAAGAAACACAAUGCAGUGUUGGAUCUGGUUUUAAGCACAUCCAGAUGGGAUUUGUGCGUUUGAAUUAUUUUUAGCAUGUAGAUGGCUAUCAGUCUUUUUUCAAAUACAAGACAUGAGUCAAAGCACUGAUAAAUGUUGGUGAUGAACACCCUUGUCAUCAAGCUAUUUUUGCUGUGAAGCACAUCCUUGCAAGUACAAUGAGUAAAAGUGUUGAGUUAAUGACAUUCUCUCUCGCUAAGAUAGUAUUCCGUUUCCGAAAAGCUCUUCAACAGUAAAGUAGCGACAAUAAAUGCAAAUACAGAGGUGCCUUGAUUUACGAGUGGCCCAGUUUUUCAAAUUACGAGUCAUUGAUUUUUUUUUUUUCCCUUUGUACAAGUUAGCUUGAGAAAACCAAACUGAAAUGCUUACAUUUUUUAGGCAAUUUUUUUGCACAUGCUUAAAUGUAUUUAACUAGUGAAAUAAUUUUUGAACAUUUCAGAACCAGCCCAAAUACUAACUCCCCUAAAAGGCAUAUCCAACACAUGAAUAUAUACUAGUAUGUGUAUACGGUAAUCACCCUUGAUAACCCGUUUUGUUUCUUUGCAUUCUCUUUUCAUUUAUUUUACGUUAUUUUUAUUCAAUACCGGUGUGUUUUUCGUUUGACACAAUAAAAUUCUGUAUUAUUUCUUAGUGGAAUGGUUCAAUAGAAAUUGACUAAGGGUACAAUUGAUUUGAUACAUGGCUCGUAAGUCAAGGUACAAUUGUGAAAUGUUUGGCACCAAAGUUGUAGACGAAUCCAACUUUCGGUUGGUGCGUCAGCUUCCUCGUCAUCUUAGCAUGUUAAAGUUAGCAUUUAGCUCAAAGCACCACCGUGCCUGUAACACACAAGCUCCCCUGGUGCAGUGUACAUAGCAUGACUUGUCUCGACCAUUAAAUUGAAUAAAUUGUAAUUGAUUGAAAAAAUAUUCAUUUGAUGCCUGCUUUGAAAAAAAGAUUUAUCUGGCCAAAUUAAGUAAGCACUUGACUUCCAGCUUUGAUGUAAAUGUAGAUAACACUGUAUCAGUGUGCUGCAUGCUCGUAGAGGGAAAUAUGAACAAAAGAGCAUACAGGAAAUUGAGCACUGAUAAUAACCUCCAUCAUUGCUUGACUGAUGGUGGCGCUUCCAUCGUAGGGGCUCACCACAAAAACAUGUCACCAAAGGAAUGCUGUAUAAGCCUUUUCCUAUGAUUCUAAUGAAUGCCAGUGUGCGUGUGUGUGUAUGUGCGUGUGUGUAUCCCAUUCCAGCACUACUACUACUACUAAUGUGCAACAUGAUUUUAGAUGACAAGCUUGCGCAAAACCCGCCUGCCGACUUUUGACGUACAGUAUGUGUUAUCGUGUCUCAUGUUUCCGACGUGCCCAACCAAUUUCAUCAAAAUAUUUUGAAAAUAAAACUAUUACCUUUUCACGGA